This is a messenger RNA of Elephantulus edwardii (Cape elephant shrew), 2511 nucleotides long. It is a transcript of the gene SEC23A, whose product is annotated as Sec23 homolog A (S. cerevisiae). Gene Ontology annotation, cellular component: COPII vesicle coat; endoplasmic reticulum exit site. Lineage: Eukaryota; Metazoa; Chordata; Mammalia; Macroscelidea; Macroscelididae. Gene Ontology annotation, biological process: intracellular protein transport; COPII-coated vesicle cargo loading; endoplasmic reticulum to Golgi vesicle-mediated transport. The transcript is spliced from 18 exons. Gene Ontology annotation, molecular function: GTPase activator activity; zinc ion binding. Bases 11 to 2224 code for a protein of 737 amino acids. The record is from RefSeq and is a predicted model, not a curated record.
AACAAACUUUAUGAUGACAACCUAUUUGGAAUUUAUUCAACAAAAUGAAGAACGAGAUGGGGUUCGAUUUAGCUGGAACGUUUGGCCAUCAAGUCGACUGGAAGCUACGAGAAUGGUUGUUCCAGUGGCAACUCUAUUUACACCCCUCAAGGAGAGACCUGACUUACCUCCCAUUCAAUAUGAGCCUGUUCUCUGUAGUAGGACCACUUGCCGUGCAGUUUUGAAUCCUUUAUGCCAAGUGGAUUAUCGAGCAAAACUCUGGGCUUGCAAUUUUUGUUACCAAAGGAAUCAGCGUGGGCCUCAGAUGCCUUUGAUCUUCCUCUAUGUGGUUGAUACUUGUAUGGAGGAUGAAGAUUUACAAGCCCUCAAGGAAUCCAUGCAGAUGUCUUUAAGUCUUUUACCACCAACAGCUUUGGUUGGACUUAUUACUUUUGGAAGAAUGGUACAGGUUCAUGAACUUGGAUGUGAGGGCAUUUCAAAAAGCUAUGUCUUCAGGGGAACAAAAGAUCUGUCUGCCAAACAACUACAGGAAAUGCUUGGCCUCUCAAAGGUACCUGUUACUCAAGCAACACGUGGUCCUCAAGUGCAGCAGCCACCUCCUUCGAAUAGAUUCUUACAGCCAGUGCAAAAAAUAGACAUGAAUCUCACAGAUCUACUGGGAGAACUUCAGCGAGAUCCUUGGCCUGUCCCACAGGGAAAGAGACCUUUGCGCUCCUCUGGUGUGGCACUUUCCAUAGCUGUAGGGUUGCUUGAAUGUACUUUUCCCAACACUGGUGCUCAUAUUAUGAUGUUCAUUGGUGGUCCAGCUACUCAGGGUCCUGGAAUGGUAGUUGGAGAUGAACUGAAGACACCUAUACGAUCAUGGCAUGACAUUGAAAAAGACAAUGCCAAAUACGUGAAAAAGGCAACCAAGCAUUUUGAAGCAUUGGCUAAUAGAGCUGCUACAACUGGUCAUGUUAUUGAUAUCUAUGCAUGUGCAUUAGAUCAGACAGGCCUCCUGGAAAUGAAAUGCUGCCCCAACCUUACUGGAGGGUACAUGGUAAUGGGUGAUUCUUUCAACACUUCCUUAUUCAAGCAAACUUUUCAAAGAGUCUUUACUAAAGAUAUGCAUGGACAAUUUAAGAUGGGCUUUGGUGGUACAUUGGAAAUAAAGACCUCAAGGGAAAUAAAGAUUUCAGGAGCUAUUGGACCCUGUGUAUCUCUCAAUUCUAAAGGACCCUGUGUGUCUGAAAAUGAGAUAGGAACAGGUGGCACAUGUCAAUGGAAGAUCUGUGGACUCAGUCCCACCACAACAUUGGCUGUGUAUUUUGAAGUUGUCAAUCAGCAUAAUGCUCCAAUUCCUCAGGGAGGGCGUGGUGCAAUCCAGUUUGUGACUCAGUAUCAGCAUUCAAGUGGACAGAGACGUAUCCGAGUGACCACUAUUGCUAGGAACUGGGCUGAUGCUCAAACUCAAAUCCAGAACAUUGCUGCGUCUUUUGACCAGGAGGCAGCUGCUAUUCUUAUGGCCCGCCUGGCAAUAUACAGAGCAGAAACAGAGGAAGGACCAGAUGUCCUCAGAUGGCUAGAUAGACAACUUAUUCGACUGUGUCAGAAAUUUGGAGAGUAUCACAAAGAUGAUCCAAGUUCCUUCAGAUUUUCAGAAACAUUCUCCCUUUAUCCACAGUUUAUGUUUCAUUUAAGAAGAUCGCCUUUCUUGCAAGUAUUUAACAAUAGUCCAGAUGAGAGUUCUUAUUACCGUCACCAUUUUAUGCGUCAAGAUUUGACUCAAUCUCUAAUCAUGAUUCAGCCCAUUCUCUAUGCAUAUUCUUUUAGUGGACCACCAGAGCCGGUUCUUCUUGAUAGCAGCAGCAUUCUUGCGGAUCGUAUUCUUCUCAUGGACACCUUCUUCCAGAUCCUAAUUUAUCAUGGUGAGACUAUAGCACAGUGGCGCAAGUCAGGAUACCAGGACAUGCCAGAGUAUGAAAACUUCCGUCACCUUCUGCAAGCCCCAUUAGAUGAUGCACAGGAGAUUCUUCAUUCCAGAUUUCCAAUGCCAAGAUACAUCGACACUGAACACGGGGGCAGCCAGGCCCGUUUCCUGCUUUCUAAAGUCAACCCUUCACAGACUCAUAACAAUAUGUAUGCCUGGGGACAGGAGUCUGGAGCACCCAUUCUCACAGAUGAUGUUAGUUUACAAGUGUUCAUGGAUCAUCUGAAGAAACUUGCUGUUUCAAGUGCUGCUUGAAUUUACUAAACAUAUUUAAGGACACUAAAAAACAUGGAAUAAUGUUUUAAUUUCAUUAUUACUUCUUUUUAAUUUCAUCUGUGGAAGCCAACAGAAAUAGACUCUUUUGUGUUAGCAUGGUUUGAGAUAAUUUAUAGGAAAAUGUUCACAUUUGUAGAUUUAGCUGCAGUUUGAGAGCAAUAUGAACAAAUUUGCUUGCCACAGUAUUAUAUCUGGGUUUGGAAAUUUGAAGUCUUUAUAAUUUUGUUAUAUUUCAGAGUUAAGUAGAGUCUGCCUUAUACUGCAGA